AUGACUGACCGUCGAUCGGACGAACCCGUUGCUCGAAAUCCGCGGAUUCGCGUCACACGCGCAUUUUCACAGAUUCAAGAGCCAUCGACAAUGCAACAGGUCCAGGAAAUACUAGUGGGGUCUCCACCUACCAAGACAAUCGACGUACGGAAACUCGUGUCACCUACACGUCCACAUGUCGCGACGGACGUGACACCAUUGGUCGUGCCGCCGACGUCGCCUGCGUCACUGAUGCGACCGAUGUCGUAUUCAGCACCGACACCACGAACGAUAUGUAAACCGUUCAUUGAAAGCAGUGAUAACAGCACUGUCACUGGCAAUCCAGUGCGUUGUGGACCAUCGGGUCUGCCUCCACGUGUUACCAGUGUCGGACGAGAUGACGUGUCGGAAAAACGACGCAACGUCAGCAUUGGACUGACAGAUGAAGCAACAGCACUUCGAUGUACUCUUAGUCUUAAUCAUAGGGAAACAGUAGCGGAACCUCGACGCAAUUCCAGUGAAUGGGCAGAUACAGCGGCGCGAUUGAGUCGACGAGUGCAGGAACUUGAGCUGGAGAAUUUUCGGCUGAAAAACGGUCAAGAAAAAUCUCCGACAUCGUUUGCACUUGAAGAAAUGCGUGCGGAACGAUUAACGAGGUCGGAGAUGGGAAAUGCAUUCUCAGACGUCAAGCAGCAGCAAAGAGGAAGGUUAAAUAAGUCGCAGAGUUGUGCAAAUGGCUUUGAGGUUACUGGACUGACAGUGGCUGAAGCUGCGGCAGCAUCCCGCCGCACACGCACGAGACGCUUGGCAUCAGCUGCUAAUGCUACUGAAGCCGCGGUCAAACUGCGAUCGGGGUACUGGAAUGGAACAAAUAAUGCCAAGAGUAGCUUUAGCUGCAACAAUUUGUCAGACCUGGAGCAGCCUGAGUUUGUGCUUGAGAAAUCACGCACGUCUUACCCUCUCGCCGUUCCGGCAUCCACUAAUGCUAACGGUGGUAACGCAACUGCCGCGGCAGUGUCGGCCACAGUAAGUGCGCAUGAGGCCUCUUGCAAGAGCGAAUCGCUUCAGGGAUCGAGCUCGGAAACUGAAGAAGACGUCGUUAGUGUGCGUAAACAGCAUUUUUCACUUCAGAAGUCACGGAACACUCCAACUGUCAUGGCCCAGCAAAACACAUUGUCUGCUGAUUUGAGGUUGGAUAAAAGCUUAAACGAGACUGAAAAUCGUAUAACAUCACCUCGUUCGUACUUUGAGGCUGGACUACGGACAGGUAGCUUUUCAUUGGGCUCCAAAGCCUCGACUGCUUUGAAACCAGGAAAGCGAACGAAUGCAGGAGACGUACGCAUGUGGGUGGGCACGUGGAAUAUGGGCGCAGCAGACCCGUUUGAAGAUGGAAAAGGCAUCAUCGAUGAGCAGCGCUCGGCGACAAUGCUGCAGAACUUUCUGCCGCAUGGCUAUCAGCUGUAUGUGCUUGGAGUACAGGAGGGCGUGUCGGAGAAUGUUUAUCACGCCGUGGAGGCGUAUUUGAACCGCAAUGGGCAGGGAACCCGCUACUAUCGCAUGGAGCUCAAGAAUGGAAAUUUUAUGGUGAAUCACAAGAACCAGCCUCCUGAUGCAAUUAUUGAUGCUGUACACGGCCGUGGCGACGGAGCCUUCGUCGGUACCAAAUUUACGGGCAUGGCUGUGUUUUAUUGCGUUAACAUUGAGGACAAGAUCAAGCUAAUUCGAGCAGGUGCACACAAGUUUAAACUUACAAGUGGGUCAAAGGGUGGUGUGGCUGUGGCCCUUAUGAUCAACCACACGACCAUUGUGUUCGUGAACUGCCAUUUGGACGCGCGAAACGAUACGUACCGUCGCGAACAGAUUAGGAAUUUGAACGCCAGUCUUGGUCGAAUAAUGGGUCAUUAUAGCUUUGACCUUACAGAGCAAUUUCAUCACGUCGUGUGGAUGGGAGAUUUGAACUACCGAAUUGUGUUUCUGGACCCGCAGAUGGUACUCCACAUGCUCGAGGAAGGGCGAAACCUUGAGUUACACGACAAGUUUGACGGUCUUCUGAAUGAUCGCCGCAACGGUGGAGUCUUCGAAGGCUUCACGGAGCCGCACAAGUUUCCAGACUUUUACCCGACGUACAAGAAGUUCCCGAAGCGUGGAUACGUGAAUGAGAAGCUGCCGUUGUGGCCAUCGCUCGUUUGGCGUGUGCUUUACAAAGAACCAUUUUAUAAGGGCGGCAAGGUGAAAAAGCGUGUGCCUGGAUGGUGUGAUCGUAUCUUGAUUCACUCACUUCUCGUUGGCGAUUCAAAACUGAUCCCGGAAAAGGUGCAGGAUCCGACUUCUCUUGAGGGUAGUCCACGAUAUAUUGACAACUACCGCUCUGUGAACCAUGGCGAUGGAAUGGACGUCAGUGACCACAGUCCUGUCUACGGCACCUUUGUGCUAGGUUUCCCACACCAUGGCCGUGACGUAUUUACGUCGGAAUCUUCUCGAAAGCUACAGCAGCGCAGCUCGCGAUCCCUUUCCACGAUUUGCAAUACUGCCGGAGACAAAUAUUCGAACUCGGUGAGUGGCAGCUAUUUCGACCAGGCUCGCGUGGUUCGACAGAUGAAAGCACAGAAGCGUCUUGUGUCAACCGUUUUGCGGGUGUUCAACAUGGAGCUCAGCUGGAAUGACAACGUGGUGGUGCCCAAAAAGACUCGAAUAGUUGCGCCAUUAGUCGGGGAGGAUGCAAAGCAGUGUGAUGUCAUCGGUGAGCGAUGCCAAGGAUCGAAUGGUCUUAAUCUGUCGCUCAACGCCGUGAUUCAACACACUCGACCGCUUGAGCAGUUGCAUAUGCUUGUAUGGGUGAGAAACGAAUCAAUUAACGGCCACUGCACUCUCUCGCUGAAACGUAUCGCGUGUCAGGAAGAGGGAGGUGAGGUCAGGUUCCGCGUACCGCUUUACAACGAUUCCAUGCGAGUACACCUUGACGGACAUCCUUUGCUCGUGGUUUUCUCAGUGCGAAGCAAAACAUUUGCCAAAUGA
This is a messenger RNA of Peronospora farinosa, 2994 nucleotides long. Lineage: Eukaryota; Oomycota; Peronosporomycetes; Peronosporales; Peronosporaceae. The record is from the annotation of a GenBank genome assembly.